AUGGAGAAAGGAACUAUAAAGAAACCUUACCCAAGUGAUGUUGGCCAUCUUGACGGCUACCUUACCUCUGCGAUGGAAUUUGGUUGGUCCCUUACCAUGAACACGGCUGCAGUGCCGCCCUCUCCGAGAAGCUUCUCCUUGCUCUCAGAGCAGAGGGGAUCCCAUAUAAAAGAAGGGAGAGGAUUACAGCUUGGAAUGAAGAAGAAGAAAUACAUGCCGUAUAAUCACCAGCACAAGUACUUCUUCUUCAUUGGGCCUCCAGCACUGAUUCCCGUCUAUUCCCAAUGGUAUAUUUUCUACUUUGCAAUACGGCGCAAGAAGUGGGCGGACCUGGCCUGGAUGAUUUCUUUCUAUGUGAGGUUUGGUCUGUGUUACAUCCCGUUCCUGGGAGUGAGCGGCACCAUCGCUCUGUUCAUGGUGGUUAGAUUUAUUGAGAGCGACUGGUUCGUGUGGGUCACUCAGAUGAACCACAUUCCAAUGAACAUUGACUAUGAUCAGAAUAAGGAGUGGCUCUCUACGCAGGUACCCAUCCAUAUUAGUGAUGGGCGAAAUGUUUCGCCAGGCAUGGAUUCGCAGCGAAUCUUCCUCCUUAAUCCUGACUUGAGCUCUAAGAAAGCCUAA
This is a messenger RNA of Xenopus tropicalis (tropical clawed frog), 621 nucleotides long. Its product is annotated as acyl-CoA (8-3)-desaturase-like. The transcript has 8 exons. The coding region runs from base 1 to 621 and encodes 206 amino acids. The record is from RefSeq and is a predicted model, not a curated record. Lineage: Eukaryota; Metazoa; Chordata; Amphibia; Anura; Pipidae. Gene Ontology annotation, molecular function: oxidoreductase activity.